CGGGCGGCAGAGGGCAGACCGCCGCGCGCCGCCGCCCUGUGUACACUCCGCGACUUCGCAACAUGUGAACCAAAUAUGCGAUUGCCGAAACUUUAUAAAAACAGUAAAACAUUCACAUAAGAACUGUGAAUUUACAUAGCAAUAUCACCAAUAUUCACGUUAGAUUACUUAAUUAUACUUAAUAAAAGUUUCCAAAUAGUUAUUUAGAUAUCAACUAGUUUUUCGACGUGUAUAUUAAAUGUCGAAGUAGUUUCCUGUGCUUAUCGUCGACAUGCUAAAGAUGCGCCAAUUUCUUGUUCCUGUUAUACUACUCGCAAUAAUAGCGCUUUCUUCAAGUAAUGUACUUCCAAUUAUAUCCUUAUAUGAAGUAAAAACAGAGCCAUUUGACUUAAACAGCCAAAAUGACAAUAUCUUUAGUAAUAAAUUUCAAACUAGAAAUAUUCUGAAUGAUAUAUUUUAUAAUGUACCAAUUGGUACAACUGAAAAUAAUAAAUAUGCAAAAAUUCGUAAACUUAAAUAUGACGAAUGGGAUAAUAAUCGAGUUGAAAAUGAUCUUAAUAACAUAAAGAAGGACAACAGAUAUAAUGGAAAAGGAUUUCGAAAAGAACAGUGGCACAACUAUCCGAGACAAUUAGAUCGCCUUCAUAAAUAUUUGUAUGAUGACAAUAUUAUUGAUAAACGAAAUUCAAACCCUGAAGAUACCACAGACUAUAUGGAUGAACUUGAACCGAAAUUUCUUGAUAGAAAUAAUGAUUUAACUACCAACGAAUUUCUUAUAUACAAUAACGGUGAUGAGCCAAAUAUUUAUGAUGCAGCUAUAGCGACUACUAACCCCUUUUUAAUUCUUAAAAUACGUUUAGCAUGUUUGAGUAAUAAAUUAGAAAGUAUUGAUUUAUCUAAAGAUAUAAGCACCAUAUUGUCUGAACCAUCAUCAAGUAUUGAUAAAAAAGAAGAAGAAAAAAUAUUUGCUAAUGAAUUAAACCCCUCUGUGGAUGCAGUCAAAGUAAAACGAGAAAACUUGAGUGAAUCACCAGAAAAAGAACUUACAGAAAACGAUUUAAAUGGAAAAAGGUCAGUAAAAAAGAGAAUAUUUUCACUUUGGAGCCGUUUACAAAGUCUCAGUCCCAAAGGACAUGAACUGCAUCAUCGCCGGCACAUUCAUUCCUUCUACGGUUUACCAAAUAAUGGUGGAAGUGGGGUCAUAUCAGCAGAAACCAGAGCGACUUUAAUGCGACCUCCUGGAUCUCCUUUAAGAUGGGGUUAACCUACUUAUUAAGUCCUAUACAACACUGAUUGAAUUUAUUAUUUUUUAUGUUUAUGAAUGAAAUGGAGAAACAAAAAUCGAUUCAAUAAAUUUUCAUUGUUCUAUUGAAAUUUAUGUUCCUUAUCUAAGCAUUAUUUACUCCUAACAUGUUCAUAAGCCUUUAAGUCUGCAGUUAAUGAUAUAUUCAUAAAUCUUGCUUUGUGUAAGUGAAGUGUGUAAGAUCGGUAAUUAGGAGAUUGUAUGAGACCCUGUUUACUAAGACCUACUUAUUUACACAUUAUAUAUAAUGUGCAACAAUAAAUUUAUUAUAAAAUCCUUGUUUCUCGUAUUAAUAAAAUAAACUUAAAGAAUAAGAUAAAAUUAAAUAAAAAGGUGAAUUAAAAGUUCACAGAUAUAGCAGUUCAUACAUUACAGCAGCGGCCAGCAACUGAGGCAUUGAUGGACGAACGUGCAAAUGUGGACCGAGGCGUAGCCGAGGCAUACAUACGUGAGUCCAUCAAUACCUAACUGUGGCCAAGGCUUGUAUAAUACUUUUCUCAAACAAUGCGCGGAAAUCAAAAACAUAAUUUUACUUUUUAAGUUCAAUAGCGAAUAACGAACAAUAACAGUUUUUCACGCUCCAUAAUGUUCCUUUGUUUUUUUUUUUCAAUAAACAGCUUUCUAUUUGCAAGCUAGUUCGAAAUUUAAAUAAAACCUUUUAUUAGUUACCUCCUUGUAGCCAUGUUUCGAAGUAUAAGGUCAUUCCAUUUUUAAACUACAGGACAGAUAUGAGUUUACAUAGUGAUUUAUCUGGCCGCAAAACACGACAGAUACAGAUUUUCAUACAACUUUUGCCGGCCGCUGCCCGCAUGUAUCUGGCCAGUACGGCAAUUUUGAUUUAUCUCGAAGAAGAUUGUCAAAAUAAUGCUCUCAUUUCCAAGCAUGUUUGAGAAAAUAAUAUUUUUUUGUUUCUCCAUUACUUUAAAUAAUUUAUUAUUGACUGUCAGAAGUCAAUAAUUACUAAUAAUCCGUAGAUGGAUUUAUUCACUAAGCUGAAUAGUACAAUAAUAAUGACCAAACAUAUUUAUCGAAUGUGUGUUUGGUGGUAGAACAUUUGUGACAUAUAUUUGUAUCGACUGUUUUUACGAUAUCAUACAAAUAAUUAAUUAUGAUACAACAUAAUAAUAUAUAAGUAGAAAAAUAUAGAUUCGUAAGUAUUGGACUGUGGAAUAUUAGAUAUUUUUAUUUCAAUUUGCAGCAUAUAAAUAAUGAUGCUUAUUGUCGUAUAUAUUUAUAGUCGAAGUUCCAUAGACAUUUUACUUCCACGCCUAUUGUGUCUAUACUUAGUAAAGGUAUUUUAUUAACUCUCAUGAUAAUAAAAUUACGUAUAUUGUCAUCAUAUAUGUAAAUAAAUACCAUGUAU
Messenger RNA from Galleria mellonella (greater wax moth), 2666 nucleotides. RefSeq lists its product as uncharacterized. The record is from RefSeq and is a predicted model, not a curated record. The transcript has 3 exons. NCBI's taxonomy places the organism in Eukaryota, Metazoa, Arthropoda, Insecta, Lepidoptera, Pyralidae. The coding region runs from base 272 to 1264 and encodes 330 amino acids.